AAGAAAAUACUAAGUAAGAAAAUCACUUUUUUUUUCAAAGAACUGAGAUUUAUAAAUCAUCUGAAAGCUGAUAAAUGAGCUAAUAAAUAAGCUUUCCGUUGAUGUCUGGUUUGUUAGGACAAUAUUAUGGAUUAUAGAACAAUAUAUUGAAUGCAACUAUUUGAAAAUCUGGAAUCUGAGUGUGCCAAAAAAUCUUUAAAGUUGUCCAAAUGAUGCAUAUUACUUACGUUUUGAUAUAUUUACGGUAGGAAAUUAACAAAGUGUCUUUAUGGAACAUGAUCUUUAAUUAAUAUCCUAAUGAUUUUUGGCAUAAAAGGAAAAUGUAUCAUUUUGACCCAUGCAAUGUAUUUUUGGCUACAAAUAUACCCGUGAUACUUAAGACUGGUUUUGUGCUCCAGGGUCACAUUUUAGUCUUUUUCAUCCAGAGUGAGACACUGACAGUCUGCUGUGCUGCUCUUGAGUCUAAUAUGGAGUUUCACAUGAGUGUUCUGACAGAAAAUACAACAUUUGCACAGAUCCAGAGUCAUGAUGCACAAUGAAGUGUUAUUGCAUUAGAGGCAGACUGAUCUCAGACCUGCUCCAUCAUUGUGCGCUGACACCAAUCACACCCAUCUGGAAACAUCUGACUGUUGAGAUCCGAUCCGAAUUCGGCGCAGGUCGCUCCAGUCUCCACAAAGGCGUUUUCUCUGACGAACCGCUGGCGAAUUUAUCAACCCCACUACGGAGAAGGCGUGCUACUUAAUAUUCAUGAUACCCGGCCUCCCAUUGGAGGGUAAGAACGGAACGUCAGCGUGCUCGAUUAAUAUUCUAAAAUAUUCUUUGCCAUUAGACGACAACGACAUAACGUCAACAAUAUCAAAUUAAUAUUAUAUAACAGUGUAAUAAUGUUACAUACGAUAAUAUAUAACAGGAAUUUCUAAUAGCCAACCUUUGGUGCUGGAACGCAACAAAAAAUACAGACUAUUGACAUAUUACACCAUACAAUAAUUGAAAUACCAGAACAAUCCAUCGCCAUAGGAGGGAAAAGACUCAACGUCAGCGUGUUUGAUUAAUAUUCCAAAGCGCGGCGUCCGAUUGGAAGGCCACCGAGCGGCCGUAGCACGACCUGAUUAAUAUUCAUGAGGCGAGCCCUCGCCGUACUAGGAUCGGUAAUUUGGGUGCAUGCAGGCGUAAUGCGGAGAGGCGAUCCCGGCUGGAGCUUCUGUCUGCGGUUUUAUUAAAGGAGAACCGAGACAUCUUAAUGAACACAUCACACAUCACAGAACGGCGUUUGAUCAGCUGCUGCAGUCAUGGACGUGUGGAAGGGCACCGGAGGUCCUGGAUGCGGGAGGAUCUGAUGUCCACUGAUCUAUUUGGGUCAUCGGAAAAGAAGGAGCCGCUGAAAAUGCGGUGAUUUCGGUGGAAAUACGGCGUGCUUUGCCCCUAUGAAGCAAAGCUGACAUCUUCUACAGGUUGUUUGACCAAUACCCAGAACCCAGAUGGAGACGCUACUGGUUUAUUUGAUGGUUGUUGUAAUGGCAUUAAAGGCCCAGAAGAUCCAAGUAUGUCCCAAGCGCUGCAUUUGCCAGGUUUUGUCGCCCAAUCUGGCCACCUUGUGUGAUAAAAAGGGGCUGCUGUUUGUCCCUCCAAACAUCGACAGACGCACCGUCGAGCUCCGGCUGGGGGACAAUUUCAUCACGGGCAUCAAGCGGAAGGAUUUCGCCAACAUGACCAAACUGGUGGACCUGACUCUCUCUAGGAACACGAUAGGAUCUAUCGCGCCUCACGCUUUCAACGAUCUGGAGAACCUCCGCGCCCUUCAUCUGGACAGCAACCGCUUGACCCACAUAACGAACGAUACGUUUAGCGGCAUGUCCAAGCUGCACCAUCUCAUUCUGAACAACAACCAGCUCACGUACAUCUACAUAGGAGCGUUCAACGACCUUCUCGCUCUGGAAGAGCUGGAUUUGUCCUACAACAACCUAGAGAGCGCGCCGUGGAUCGCCAUCCAGCUCAUGACCAGCUUGCACACCCUAAACCUGGACCACAACAUGAUCAACUACAUUCCCGAAGGGACCUUCUCCGGCCUUCAGAAGCUCAAGCGACUGGACGUCACCUCUAAUAAGCUCCACAAGCUUCCGCCCGAUCCGGUCUUCCAGCGCGCUGGCGUUCUGGCCACGUCGGGCGUUUUGGGUCCGUUGUCUUUCGCGUUGAGUUUCGGUGGAAACCCGCUGCACUGUAACUGUGAGUUGUUGUGGCUUAGACGUCUGCGGCGCGAGGACGACUUGGAGACAUGUGCGGCUCCUCAGCAUCUCGCCGGACGCUACUUCUGGACCGUAUCCGAGGAGGAGUUCCUGUGCGAGCCGCCUCUCAUCACCCGACACUCGCAGGAGACCCGCGCGCUCGAAGGACAGCAGGUUUCCUUGCGCUGCAAAGCCCGCGGCGACCCGGAUCCCAUCAUCCACUGGAUCGCCCCCGACGGGAAGCUGGUGUUCAACUCCAGUCGCACCGUGGUCCACUCGGACGGAACGCUGGACAUCCUGAUCAGCACGGUGAAGGACUCCGGAUCGUUCACCUGCGUGGCGUCCAACCCGUCUGGAGAGGCGCAGCAAACGGUGGAUCUGCUCAUCACCAAACUUCCACAUUUCACCAACGACACCAGUAUGGUCCAGGAGCCCGACCCAGGAUCGUCCGACAUCGCCACCUCGGCCAAGACGGGCGGAGACGGAGGCUCUUCAAUGGGUAACAAGGGUGGACAGGAGAAGAGGGUCCUGAUCUCUGAGAUCACCUCGUCCACAGCUCUGGUGAAGUUCAACUUUCAGAGGAAUAUUCCAGGGAUUCGGAUGUUCCAGGUCCAAUACAAUGGCACUUACGACGACUCGUUAGUGUACAGAAUGAUUCCUCCGACCAGUAAAAGCAUCACGGUCAACAACCUGGCCGCAGGAACCAUGUACGACCUUUGCGUUCUGGCCAUCUACGACGACGCCAUGACCACGCUCACGGCCACGCGCGUGGUGGGCUGCGUUCACUUCGCCACCGAGCCGCAGUACCUGCGUUGCCACUUCAUGCAGUCGCAGUUCCUCGGCGGCACCAUCGUGGUCAUCAUCGGCGGCGUGAUCGUGGCGUCCGUGCUGGCCUUCAUCAUCUUCCUCAUCGUGCGCUACCGGGUGUGCCAGCAGGAAGGGGCGGACAAAGGCGUGGAGCUGGGCGACGUGCGCUCGCAGUCCGAGCAUCAGGUCUGCGGCAUCAUCAAGUCCAUGUCCAAGCAGGUCCUGGGUCCGGACGCGUGCCGGAAGGUGUCGCCGCAGAGCGAAUCCGUCCCGUCCCGAGCGUCCAAGCCGGCUCUUCCGGACUGCACCGUCACCACGUCCGCCGCGAGCCACAGCUGGCACCCCGCGUCCCCCAGCCCCGUCCGUCCGGCGCGCACGGACACGCAAGCCAACGUAGAGCCGGACAACACCAACAAGAACAACUCGGCCAAGGCGCAUCCCACCGUACGCGCCUACUCCACCAUGGUGACGCCGGCGUCGCGCAGAGCGCAGCUCCAGAACCUCCACAACUACCAGACGGUCCCGGUGGGCUGCGUGCGCGUCAGCCGCCGCCACUCGCUCAACGUAGACUCGUGCAAACAGCCGGCGUACGUGAGCUACCAGCAGCCGCUGCGCUCCAAACGCAGUCUGUCGAUGAGCGGCGGCGACAUUCCCCAGAUGGACGCGGCCGAGAGACGCAGCGGGAGAUCCUCGCUGUCCCAGUCCGAGUGGGUUCUGGAAAGCACAUUAUAAUGGAGGAUUUUGCACUUCACUUCUGUGGUUUUUAAUAGCGUUUCAGGCCACCGUACGUGUGUUAUAGUCUCGGACCGUCAAGUAUCAGACUUACGGAGAGGACAAUGUUUUUUAAGCACAAAUUAAAUACUGUUUCCUGCAUAUAGUAAAAUAAUACUACGACUUGUAUAUUUCUUUGUUUUAUGGAAUAAUACACAGACACUGCAUACGAACAUGUUACGUUGUGUAAAAUAAAAUGUGAAAACGAUGCGCGUGUUGAUGUUAAUUGCGACUCGCGAUGCUUUUUUUUUGCAAAUAAAAGACAGAAAAGGCGGCAAAAUGUCUGCGGCAAAUAUUGAAGAAUCCUGUGAUUGGAAUAUACUUUGAAAAAAUAUAUCGUUUUUUUGAAGGUAAAUCUGAUACGUUUAGACCUUUUUAAAACCAAGGAAGGAAGAUUUAAAGAUAUUUAGGGAAUUUUUUUGUCGUUUUCCAAUGCAAAUGUCUACAAAUCAAGAUACUUGAUUUACUUGAGAUACAAAAUGACUGAAGAUAAAAAAGUCUUGUUUUCUGAGAAAUUGAUCAAAACUAAGUCAGUCAAUGGACCAUUCUGUAAAAAAAAAAAAAAAAGAA
Molecule: messenger RNA, 4370 nt
Organism: Labeo rohita (rohu)
Lineage: Eukaryota; Metazoa; Chordata; Actinopteri; Cypriniformes; Cyprinidae
Gene: lrfn5b
Product: leucine rich repeat and fibronectin type III domain containing 5b
Exons: 3
Coding region: 1479-3761 (760 amino acids)
Molecular function (GO): protein binding
Source: RefSeq, a predicted model, not a curated record